Molecule: messenger RNA, 878 nt
Organism: Saccostrea echinata
Lineage: Eukaryota; Metazoa; Mollusca; Bivalvia; Ostreida; Ostreidae
Product: serine/arginine-rich splicing factor 4-like
Exons: 2
Coding region: 1-861 (286 amino acids)
Biological process (GO): nucleosome assembly
Cellular component (GO): nucleosome
Molecular function (GO): structural constituent of chromatin; DNA binding
Source: RefSeq, a predicted model, not a curated record
AUGGUAACUUUGAUAGGCGAUACAAAGAUACCAUUCCCAAAGGAUGUGGAUAAUUACCCAAAUGGUGGAGGAGACGACCAGAAGAGUGAAACAGAUGAUGAUGGCAUUGGUGGUGGUUAUGGUAGUGAUGAUGGUGGUGGUGGCAGAAGUUAUGGUGGUGAUGACGGUGGCAGUGAUGAUGGGGGCGGUGGUGGUGGAGGAGGAGGAGGUGGUGGCGGUGAUGACGGAGGUGGUGGUGGCGGUGGUGAUGAUGGGGGUGGUGGAGGUGGCGGUGAUGAUGGGGGUGAAAAAUCAAAGAAAACAUCUGAUAAAUCUAAGAAGGAAAAAAGCAAGUCCCCUGAAAGAUCCCGCAAAGACAAAUUUGAAAAAGAAAAAUCUAAAUCUGAAGGGAAAAAAUCUAAGUCAGAAAAAUCUAAAUCAGAACAGUCUAAAUCUAAGAGUAAGUCCAAAUCCAGUAAAGAGAAAUCUAAGUCUAAAUCUAGAAGUAAGUCCAAAUCAUCCAAGUCCAAGAAAAGUAAGUCAAAAAGUAAAUCAAAAUCAAAGUCACCGAAGGGUAAAUCAAAAUCGAAGUCAAAGUCACCGAAGGAUAAAUCAAAAUCGAAGUCAAAGUCGCCCAAGGGUAAAUCGAAAUCAAAGUCAAAAUCAUCCAAAGGAAAAUCAAAGUCAAAGUCACCAAAACGUAAAUCCAAGUCACCCAAAAGAAAAUCUCCCAAAAGAAAGUCGCCAAAGAGAAAGUCACCAAGGAGGAAAUCACCCAAGAUGAAAGCUAGAAAGUCACCCAAGAUGAAAAUGAAAAAGUCGCCCAAGAUGAAAUCUCCUAAGAGGGCAGGAUUUAAGAAGCCCAAACUAGGGCGCCGUUGAUACAAAGUGACUCUGAA